AUAAUCUUGUUGCACCUCCCCGUCGUUCUUGCGGAACUCUUUUCCCACCCCAUUGGGGCAGAAGUCUGGUCGCCCUCCCCUUUACUGAAUUUUCUUCUGAAAAAUGGCCACCGAUAUGAAAGGGAUGGAAAAGAAGGUGUAUGCCGUGGACAAUGAUGACAAGGCCGAAGUCGAGUCGCAGACUGAGGUGCUGCGAGCUGCUGGCAUUGGCAUCUCGGAGGAUGAUCCGACAGAGCCGGUCCUGACCCUGCGCAUGUGGGUGCUUGGAGUCGGCUUCUGUAUCGUUGCCAGUGGCCUCAACACCCUGUACACCCUCCGCAAUCCAUCCAUUACAAUUUCAGCCACCGUCGUGCUUCUUCUCGCAUACCCGUUAGGAAAGCUCUGGGAAAAGGUCGUCCCUAGUUGGAAUGUGCCUUUAGGAGCGUGGAGCUUUAAUCUGAACCCGGGCCCGUUCAACCAGAAGGAACAUGUCUUGAUCUAUAUGAUGUCGAAUCUGAGUAUCUAUGUCCGUUUGGGCGCGGAUGUCCUCACCGAACAGCAGAAGUUCUACGGUUAUAGUGCGGGCUGGGGUUUCCAGAUACUGAUUACAUUUGGAACCUUCCUCAUCGGAUUCUGUCUGGCCGGGUUCUUCCGUGCUCUUGUAGUGGAGCCCCGUGAGCUGGUCUGGCCAGGUGUUCUGAGCUGCACUGCCCUGACGACUACCCUGCAUCAAGUGGGCCAGGGAGAUGUUCAAGGACUCCUUGCAUUCUGUAUCUCCUUCUGCUGGUACUGGUUCCCGGACUUUAUCUUCCCGGCGCUGAGCUACUUUACUUUCCCUUGUUGGAUCAAUCCCAAUAGUACGGUUGUCAACCAGCUGUUUGGCAUGACGAGUGGCAUGGGUCUGUUGCCGAUCACGUUUGAUUGGAGUCAGAUCUCAUAUGUCGGAUCCCCUCUAUUGAUCCCUUCCUGGGCCAUCAUCAAUGUUUUUGCAGGUUUGGUCUUCUGGAUUUGGAUCGUAGCGGUCGCAUGCUACUAUUCGAACAUCUGGUAUACCGGCCAUCUGCCCUUCCAGAGCUCCUCGGUGUACGACAACACUGGCGCCGUGUAUAAAGCAUCCAAGGUCGUUAGCGCGGCGACUGGAUACAAGCUGGACCUGGCAAAGUACAAGGCUUACUCGCCGGUUUAUACCCCUGUCACCUACGCCCUGAACAUGUUUGGUUUGUCCUUCGCGACGCUGAGCUCGCUUCUCGUGUGGACAUUUCUCGAGAAGCGCGAUAUCAUGACCGCUGCGGCGCGGAGAAUCCCCACGCUGAUCCGCCAGUCAUUCUCCAGCGAGAAAGAGGAACCGGAGAAGGCCGGCACGCAUGCCCGUGUGCCGACGUGGUGGUACCUUUUGACAGCUAUCAUCGCGCUCUUCGUGACUAUCUUUGCCGUCGAAUACUGGCGCGUUGAGCUGCAUUGGUAUGGCGUUCUGCUGGCCUGUGCCGUUGCCAUGGUAUUCUACGGACCGUUGGCUCUGGUGUAUGCGACCUCGAACCUCAAAAUCAACAUCGAUAUCCUAUGCCGGAUCAUCGCCGGGUUCGUCUUCGAGAAUCGCAUCCUCGCCAACAUCUGGUUCUUCGACAUCGGCUACAUCACCACCAUCAAAGGUCUCUACUUCGCCCAGGACAUGAAGCUGGGAGAUUACUGCCACGUCCCACCCCGCAAAGUCUUCUUCGUCCAAGUCGUCGGCAUGAUUGCAGGCACCCUCAGCUCCGUCUGCGUCCUGAACUGGGGCCUAGGCCACAUCGAAGGCGUGUGCACGACGACGGGAGUUAACGGCUUCACCUGCCCGUACUCGCGCACGCACUUCAACACGAGUCUAAUCUGGGGCGCCAUCGGCCCGCGCAACUUCUUCAACAACGGCAUCGGCUACAACGCCCUGCUGUACUUCUUCAUUAUCGGCGCCAUCCUCCCGAUCCCCGUGUACUACCUCCAGCGUCGCUACCCCAACUCCCUGUGGCGCCGGGUCCACGUCCCGCUGUUCCUGGGCGGGCUGAACUACCUCCCGCCCGCGACCGGCACCAACUACGGCAGCUGGGCGGUCGUCGGGCUGACCUUCGGUGUGCUCAUCCGCAAGCGUCUGUACCAGUGGUGGUACAAGUACAACUUCGUGCUCAGCUCGGCGCUGGAUUCGUCGGUCUCGAUCGCUGGCGUGGUCAUCUUCUUUGCUAUCUUCUACAGUGGCGCGUCGGCGCAUUUUAGCUGGUGGGGCACGGAGGUGUAUAAGGAUACAUGCGAUUAUAAGGGGUGUGCGUAUCUGCCAAUUCCGAAGGGGGGCAAGUUUGGCGUUGGGGUGUAAUGCUGUGGUAAGGCGGGGGGAUAGAUGUUUCAGGGGUGCGCUGUGAGAUGCAUGUUGUUCUUGUCAUCUCUGUCUGUGUGGAAGCGUGGUUGUGCGGGUUGUGCUU
Messenger RNA from Aspergillus japonicus CBS 114.51, 2426 nucleotides. Its product is annotated as oligopeptide transporter. The record is from RefSeq and is a predicted model, not a curated record. Lineage: Eukaryota; Fungi; Ascomycota; Eurotiomycetes; Eurotiales; Aspergillaceae. The coding region runs from base 104 to 2320 and encodes 738 amino acids. Gene Ontology annotation, molecular function: oligopeptide transmembrane transporter activity. Gene Ontology annotation, biological process: transmembrane transport. The transcript is spliced from 9 exons.